AAUUAUUUAAUAAAUAAAUAAUAUAAUAUUAAUUUUGUUUACUUUAUUGAAUUUAUUAGCUAUUAAUGAAUGUGAUAGUGAUGAUGAGUCUUACUCAGGCUCCGAAGUGGAUGAGUCGAUGGAUGUUUCUGAACUUCAGUUUCGCUCGGUAAGCACUAGACUAUCGAAACAUUUUCCAUGUGCAAGUCACACUUUAAAUCUGCUGGCUACAACGGAUUUUAACAAAAUUAUUAAUUCCUCAUCUUCUGAUGUAAAAGGUGUUCAUAAAAGAUCUUUUAACAGAUGCACACAACUUUGGAGUAAGUGCAAUAGGCCAAAAUCUGCAGAGAUUAUCAAUGCAGUUUUAAGCGCAAAUUUACUAACUCCGUGUAUAACUAGGUGGAACUCACUGUAUGAUUCUGUUAAGAAGUUGUUGGAGCACAAAACAAAUUUGCCGGAAUUGUGCUAUCGUUUAAAAAUUCCCACAAUUCUUUCUGAUGAGCUAGAAUACUUGGAGGAAUAUAUAAAACUAAUGGGGCCUGUAGCAGAAGCGGUGGAUUUCCUUCAGGGAGAAAAUACAAUGUACUUUGGUUACUUCGUGCCAGCUAUAGUAUCACUUAGAAUUAAACUUAUGCUUUUGACAAACUUCAAGUUUUUAGGCGAAGUAUCCGCUAAAAUGCAAGAGGCUUUACUCAAAAGAUUUGAAAAAUAUUUUUUGAUUCAGCCUGAUUCUUGGGAUGCUAUUAUUGCUGCUAUUUCUGUUCCGGAAAUAAAAUUAAGAUUUCUAAAAGCUCUUUUAGAAACUGCAACAACGCAAGCUGAAGAUGAUGUUAAGAAAAUUUUUAACAAUUAUGUCAUUAAAUAUGGCAAAGUACCCGAUGCUGAAACUCGCAUUUUACCACAGAAACCGAAAAGUUUAUUUCUAGAUUUUGGAGAAGAAAGCGAUGAUGUUAGUGUACAGAGUGUUUCGGGAAAUUAUCUACAAGAAACAAUAUUAUAUCUGGCCGAACGUGACACGACUACAAACUGUUUCAAAACUCACACUGCAAUUAAAAAUGUAUUCCUAAAAUAUAAUACCCCGUUGCCCUCGUCCGCCCCUGUAGAGCGAUUAUUUUCAUUCGCCGGAAUUGUAAAUCGUUCAAGAAGACAAAAACUCAGCGACGCAAAUUUUGAAAUGUUGGUGUUAAGAAAAGCUAACAGUGGAAACUAA
This is a messenger RNA of Lucilia cuprina (Australian sheep blowfly), 1189 nucleotides long. RefSeq lists its product as uncharacterized. The record is from RefSeq and is a predicted model, not a curated record. Bases 119 to 1189 code for a protein of 356 amino acids. NCBI's taxonomy places the organism in Eukaryota, Metazoa, Arthropoda, Insecta, Diptera, Calliphoridae. The transcript is spliced from 3 exons.